This is a messenger RNA of Dioscorea cayenensis subsp. rotundata (Guinea yam), 2264 nucleotides long. RefSeq names its product transcription factor MYB124-like. Gene Ontology annotation, cellular component: nucleus. Bases 220 to 1623 code for a protein of 467 amino acids. Gene Ontology annotation, molecular function: RNA polymerase II cis-regulatory region sequence-specific DNA binding; DNA-binding transcription factor activity, RNA polymerase II-specific. Gene Ontology annotation, biological process: regulation of DNA-templated transcription. The record is from RefSeq and is a predicted model, not a curated record. The transcript has 12 exons. Lineage: Eukaryota; Viridiplantae; Streptophyta; Magnoliopsida; Dioscoreales; Dioscoreaceae.
UUUCAAACUCGCCUCGUUCCCGCCCACCUGAAAAAAUCCCUUUUUUUUUUCUUUCAUUUUGAUUUCAAUCUCAAAGCUCUUUGAUUUUGAUAGCGGGGAGCUUGAAUCUGGGAUUGAUUUUGUGUAGAUCUUUGGAUUGGGUGUCCGGAGAGCUCCGAUUUGAUUGGAUUGAAGUGUUUUUUUAGGUUAGGGAUUGAUGAUUAUGUGGGGAUUGUGGAGAUGGAGAAGGGAUUUGAUCGAGUAACUGCUAUGGAGAACGCAAUCACGGUCAAGAAGGAUCGGCACAUUGUCAGCUGGACUCCUGAGGAGGAUGAGCUGCUUCGCCAGCAGGUUUCGAUCUAUGGAGCCGAUGGUUGGACAAGUAUUGCAGCUAAAUUCAAGGACAAGACCAGCCGCCAGUGCAGGAGAAGGUGGUACACUUAUUUGAAUACUGAGUGCAAGAAAGGAGGAUGGUCUGCCGAAGAGGACAUGAUUUUGUGUGAGGCUCAGAGGAUUUUUGGUAACAGAUGGACUGAGAUUGCAAAGGUGGUUUCAGGCAGAACAGAUAAUGCAGUGAAGAACCGUUUCUCUACACUCUGCAAGAAGCGAGCCAAGCUUGAGGCUUCUUUAAAGGAAAAUAAUGGUGUCAACACCAGUACAAAUAAUAAAAGGCUGAUGGUUCAUAAAGACCACAACAUAGGGGUGGAAUCUUCGGCAUCAUCAAAGCAGGAUGGGUAUCCAACCUCAGCUCAUACUGAAAAUAGCAACGCAAAGCAACAAAUUCUAAGGAGACAAGAGAUGAGGCCUCCCCUUGCAGAGAUUGUUCAAAACUGCAACAAUGUUUGCAACUUACCAGUUCAACUUUUGGACAACGGCAAAGCAAAUGAAGCUGUAUCAAAUAACAAAAUACAAGGUUCUUUUCUUAAAAGGGAUGAUCCAAAGAUCACUGCCCUUUUGCAACAAGCAGAAUUGCUCAGCUCCCUGGCAGAAAAAGUCAAUUCUGAAAAUACAAAACAGAGUCUGGAGGAUGCCUGGAAGGAACUCCAAGAUUAUUUGCUUCAGACUGAAGAUAGUGAUUUGUUGAGAAGUAAAAUAUCUGGUAUGGAUACUCUGUUAGAGGACUUCAAAGACUUGAUAGAGGAUCUAAAAAACGAAAAUUAUGAAGGUCAUUCAUCAAUGGGGAAUCCUGAUCUUUGUGAGAGAUCUCUAGUCACCUCUGAAUGCAACGUCGAGUCCACCAAACAUUCAAAUGCUCUGACAAAUGAAAAUCAACAUCAGCAGAAUGAAUUUUCAUCAGAACAUCACGAUUUGAUAGUCAAGCUUCCGCAUGACAAUGCCUCAUGCCCUAUCAUAUCUGCUGAUCAAGAAACAAUAACCAUAACAUCUGCUGAACCACUGAAGGAGAAUUGUGAAAACAUCUCUGUGCUUCCUGGUCCAGAAUUUGCUUCUCCUGUUCAAAUGGUUCCACCUUUCAAUUCUUUUGCAGAGGGCAUUCCAACCCCAAAAUUUUCAACAAGUGAAAGGAAUUUCCUGCUGAAUUUGCUCGAUAUGCCAUCUCCAUCACCCAGCCCCAAUUCCUCCAAGGCCCCAUCCUGCAAAAGGGCUCUUCUCAACAGUCUAGAUCAUUACCAUCCGCCCACUUGAGCAUUUUUCCCCCUCUUUCCCUAUUCAUUUUUUGGUGCUUUGGUUAUUCUCUGUGUGCGCUUGUUUCCAUUACUUUUUCAUGAUUUGCAUACCUUUCUACCUUACUUUUUGUCUAAAGGCCCGCUAGGAUUUGCACAGAUAGAAUUGUGUGUUCUUACUAGCUUUCCAGUGUCCAGUGCUUGAAAAUUGAGACUCAAUGUAUUUUUUCCAUACCUAGAGUCUCAAGCUUUUAGUAAUGUUUGUUUCCGAUUCUUUCUUCUUUCAUGUUAUUCUAUAAUAGUCUCAUUCCACCCUCAAAUCAUUUGUUGUACAUAUACUUCACAAUAUAGUUUCCUCAUAAUGUCAGUAUGAACCCCAUAUUCAACAAAAAAAAAACCGAUAAAGGAUGCGCCAAAUUAGAAGAGGUAUGUAUGUAUCUCUUUUUAUUUUUCCCUUUCAUGUUGUUAUGCAAUCAGUGUCUAUAUAUAGAAUAAGGUUUGAUCUUGGUUUUAGCUAAGUAUUCUUCCCUCCUUGUUGAUGCUUUCUGAGAUUUUAAAAUUCAGUGUGAUGUGUGUAUCUUGUCCUUGCUUUGAGACCUUCUAUUUGUACCAGCUUGUAAAACAUUGUGUUCUGUGUGAGAAUGAAUGGAAAAUGUUGUGCUA